This is a messenger RNA of Chanos chanos (milkfish), 1512 nucleotides long. It is a transcript of the gene lag3, whose product is annotated as lymphocyte activating 3. The transcript has 8 exons. Gene Ontology annotation, molecular function: MHC class II protein binding; protein tyrosine kinase binding. Bases 1 to 1512 code for a protein of 503 amino acids. The record is from RefSeq and is a predicted model, not a curated record. Gene Ontology annotation, cellular component: external side of plasma membrane; membrane raft. Gene Ontology annotation, biological process: positive regulation of ERK1 and ERK2 cascade; T cell activation; interleukin-15-mediated signaling pathway. NCBI's taxonomy places the organism in Eukaryota, Metazoa, Chordata, Actinopteri, Gonorynchiformes, Chanidae.
AUGUGGUGCAGAGACAUGUGGACUCUGGGUGUGAAGUUUCGGUGUGUCGUUCUGGUGGGAGCUGUCCUGGCUCUGUCAGGGGGUCCGUGUGAGGCCGAAGACAUACUGGUGCCACUGGGAUCGGAUGCCUUGUUGCCCUGCUCCACCUCUGUGUCCCGUCGGGCCGUGGCUCACGCCGCUGCCAUCCACUGGAGAAAGAACAGCAACGGGCGGGUGAGGACAGUGUGUCGCAGGGAGCGGAGCGGACUGGAGUUCCGUCACGUCAGCCUGGCGGGUCGGACCCAGUGCCCCCAGUCAGACUUCAGGUCGGGAGACUACAGCCUCCGAAUCUGUGCCACGCGGGCCGAGGACGGUGGAGAGUACAUCUGUACGGUGCAGGAGGGACAGAGAAAGACCGUGAAGACCGUCUUUCUCAGAGUGAUUCAAGUGUUGUUUUCCUUACCCACGCCAAUAGAGGGCAGCAGAAUGCAAAUGACCUGCAGUGUCAACCCCAAACCACAGGGGGCUACGGUGAGCUGGAAACUCAACGGGGACCCUCAACCCAGAUACUCUUCCACGGUGACCUUUGAUUACCUUAAACAGACACACAGCGGUAACUGGACGUGUGUCGUCGGUUAUAAACAGGCAAAGGGAGAAGCUACAGAGAGCAUGGAAGUCAAAGGUAUAACAAUUCCACAGAACGACGGCCUCAUGGUGUACGGAGCGCCGGGUUCCUCCGUCACGUUGCCCUGUGUGUUUUCCGAGGGCUUGAGGAGUCCCGCCGUCGCCUGGGAGAAAGUUUCCACGGCAACCAAAGCUUCCCUUCCCCUCCCUUUGUCCUUCAACAAAAACACCAGCGUUUUUUCGUCUGGCGCCCUCUCGCCCGCCUCGUCCCUCGGCCCGUGGGACCUGUCAGCCCGGGUGGAGAGCGUGGAGGUGAAGGACGAAGGGACGUACAGGUGCUCCGGAGAACUGCAGGGGAACAAGGGAUUGAGAACGAGAGUGAAAAGAGACAUCCAGCUGGUUGUCGCUCAAGUGUUCAGCACGUUAUCCAGAAACGGCUCCAGAACUUUGACCUGUCACCUUAGCAACGCCAGCGAGGUCACCGCGUACGAGUGGCUCCGCGUGACCUAUGAUGUCAACGGAACCCAAACGGUGACCCCCGCCGGGAAGUCAAAGGUCAUGACGAUACCCAAAGUCACAGAGACGGACAUCGGGGAAUGGGUGUGCUGUUUUUCCGGGAAACAGGGAAUUCUGGGAAAUGCAACGUACCACCUCCAUAUGAUAAGUGGCCAGGAGGGGGUGGAAAGGGAAACCGGAAAGGUCAACAGGGUUGCCAUGGUCUUAGGACUGGGUUUCCUGUUCCUGGUGUUGCUCCUUUUUGUGCUCCAGGUGUACAGAAACCGCCGCAGAAGGAAAAUGACCAUGCCCUAUCCAGCAAUGGAGAGCAUUGUCCACUCAAACUUCAAUGAACGAGAGAGGAGACAAAUAGAAAAGCAGAAAACGAAAUCAAAGGGGGUGGUUGAUGUUUAG